UGAAUGUUUUUUGCAAUUGAUUGAAUAUAAUGAUGUUGUAAUGUGUGAUGUGUUUUUGAUUUGAAAGUACAUACAAAUGUAGUACAUGCAGUCUUUAUUCAGAUAUCAUAGGUUGACCACAAAACUGUAGUAACUUGUAUAAAAUAAAGAAGGACAUGCAACAGUUUUGCAAUCAACCCCCCAAUAUAGUCUCUAGCAGGUAUUUGAAUGUAGAACAGUACUAUCAUGAAUAGGUUACUUAGUAAGGAAAUAAAUAAUGUUCUUUUAUAUAUUUUAGAUUGUUUGAUGAUGGGGCUGAAAGGUACCAAAACUUGAGGAAAACUAUAACACAAAUCACCAUUUGUCAGUUAGGAUUAUCUAUAUUUUCCAAAGUUAGUGAUGAAAACAGGUAUGAAGCAAAAACCUACAAUUUUUACCUGUAUCCACCAACAUUCGGACCUGUAGAUGAGAGAUUUGUGUGUCAGGCCUCCAGUUUAAAGUUUUUGUGCUCCUAUGAUUUUGAUUUUAACAAGUUUAUAUAUGAGGGAGUUUCAUACAUGAAUGGCAAGCAGGAGGAAGACAUUAGGGACCAUAUGGCUAGCAAAGCCAUGUUUGCUGGGUUAGAAAGAAAUUUAGAUGAGAAGAAUAUAGAACAGAUAUGUUCAAAAGUUGCGAAAUGGUUUGUUGAUGAAGAAGAUAUCAAAGUGAUGAUUUUAGAAAAACAAGAGAUGAAGAGAAUACCUAUGUAUAUUUUAAGUACAGAACUAAAAGGAAGAUUCCCAGCAAUCUGGACUACUUUAAAUACAGAGCAAAAAUGUAUAGAGAUAGAGAGAAUAAGUUUAGAGAAGAGACAGGAGUUAGAGGAAUUACAGAAAAAUGAUCUGAGACAACAUGAGGACACACUUCUAGAAAAUAUGCUAGGCUUUACACGUAUAUUCAAACUUAUGACACAGUUAAAAAAGCCACUGCUAGGACAUAACUGUUUGAUGGACUUGAUGCUGAUUUAUGAUAAAUUUUACAACCCUCUACCUCAGUCAUAUACAGAAUUUAAGACAAAUCUUCAUUCACUUUUCCCAACUGUGUUUGACACUAAGCAUAUAGUUUUAAGUAUGAGACGGGAUAUGGCACAGACUGGGAUGCUGCAACAAACAAGCUUAGGUGAACUUUAUACAGAUUUAGAAAGCGAGAAAGGACAAACGAUAGUGUUACAUUCACCUGUUGUUAACCAUGCCGAGGGAUUUGACAGAUAUAAAUCUGAUGAGUUACCACAUGAAGCAGGUUUUGACGCGUAUAUGUGCGGAGUUGUAUUUCUGAGAGUUGGACAUAUACUGACAUUCAAAGAUAAUAAGUCCUCAGAAGUUAUACCAUGUAUGUUCCGAAGAUAUUUACAAACAUUAGAAAAGAAAAGAAACAAAAUCAACGUAAUUAGAGCUACUAUAAAUCAUAUUGUAAGUUUCACACCAUUUUAUCAUAU
Messenger RNA from Ruditapes philippinarum (Manila clam), 1453 nucleotides. Its product is annotated as poly(A)-specific ribonuclease PNLDC1-like. Gene Ontology annotation, molecular function: poly(A)-specific ribonuclease activity; RNA binding. The record is from RefSeq and is a predicted model, not a curated record. Gene Ontology annotation, cellular component: cytoplasm; endoplasmic reticulum. The annotation marks the transcript as partial. Lineage: Eukaryota; Metazoa; Mollusca; Bivalvia; Venerida; Veneridae. The transcript is spliced from 14 exons. Gene Ontology annotation, biological process: nuclear-transcribed mRNA poly(A) tail shortening.